Messenger RNA from Bubalus bubalis (water buffalo), 1763 nucleotides. It is a transcript of the gene JAGN1, whose product is annotated as jagunal homolog 1. Gene Ontology annotation, cellular component: endoplasmic reticulum membrane. The transcript has 2 exons. Gene Ontology annotation, biological process: granulocyte colony-stimulating factor signaling pathway; endoplasmic reticulum organization; vesicle-mediated transport. Lineage: Eukaryota; Metazoa; Chordata; Mammalia; Artiodactyla; Bovidae. Bases 727 to 1278 code for a protein of 183 amino acids. The record is from RefSeq and is a predicted model, not a curated record.
UGGAUUGGGAAGAUCCUCUGGAGAAGAGAAAGGCUACCAACUGCAGUAUUCUGGCCUGGAGAAUUCCAUGGACUGUAUAGUCCAUGGGGUGGCAAAGAGUCGACUCGACUGAGCGACUUUCACUAUCAACACAUAAGUGAUGCUGGUCCUCAGUUGUAUCAGGAGGCAUAAGGAAUCUGUCUCACUCGUGGGCAAGUAUUUAGUUAACGGGGUGCCUACCAGGUUUCUCUACUGUAAAGUUACCAUUUCUUCUUGCAGAGAUUAAUCUGUGGGGAGAUACUUCGAAACAAUGUGGAAGAUGCAUGCGCUUGAGAAAGUCACAGAUCCCUUCCACGCGUCAGUUUCCCCAUUUGAGAAGUGGAGACAGAGACGUCUGAAACUUGAAUUCGAGCUUAAGGAAGUGAAAGUGCUCGAGAGACUGGAGAAUCAGCUUCAGCCCUUGGCAAAACCCCCAAACACUAGGAGUUAAAUUUUUGAACACUCUAAAGGAUGGGGAGAGACUCCCAGGGCUGAACCGAGACUGGAAACGCUCGCGUACGCCUGCGCAGGGACGUGACCACAGAGUUGGUCCUCCAGAGACAGAGAGGCCGGAAGUUGUCUUCAAAGAAGCGCUAGACUGUUGGGUUGGCUGAGCUGAAGCUCUACGAACAGGGUCGGCAGGCAGUUCCGAGUAGUAGUCGCGGCAGUUCGUCGGCUUGAGGGGCUCCAGGAGCCUGGGCGGGGAAGAUGGCGUCUCGGGCAGGCCCGCGAGCGGCCGGCACUGACGGCAGCGACUUUCAGCAUCGGGAGCGCGUCGCCAUGCACUACCAGAUGAGUGUGACCCUCAAGUAUGAAAUCAAGAAGCUGAUCUACGUGCAUCUGGUCAUAUGGCUGCUGCUGGUUGCCAAGAUGAGCGUGGGACACCUGAGGCUCUUGUCUCAUGAUCAAGUAGCCAUGCCCUAUCAAUGGGAGUACCCCUAUUUGCUAAGCAUUGUACCCUCCCUCCUGGGCCUCCUCUCCUUCCCCCGCAACAACAUUAGCUACCUGGUGCUCUCCAUGAUCAGCAUGGGACUCUUCUCCAUUGCUCCCCUCAUUUAUGGCAGCAUGGAGAUGUUCCCUGCUGCACAGCAGCUCUACCGCCAUGGCAAGGCCUACCGCUUCCUCUUUGGUUUUUCUGCCGUCUCCGUCAUGUAUCUGGUGUUGGUGCUGGCGGUCCAAGUGCACGCCUGGCAGUUAUACUACAGCAAGAAGCUCCUAGACUCUUGGUUCACGAGCACACAGGAGAAGAAGCGUAAAUGAAGCCUGCUUGAUGGACUGCUGUGUGAGGUGACGCCUGGGCCUCCCACCCAGUGAACUGAGAGGGUAAAGGCGCUGCUCUAAAAUCUCCUUUGGUGAUUUUGGCGGCUGCAAUGUUGGCAACUAGUGCAAACUAAGCCUGGGUUCUGCAGAGCCCCUUCUGUUGCCAUUAGCUGGUGGUGGAACUGUUUAAUUUAUUCCUGGUUGGUGGAACUGGGUGAUCAACAGCUGUGAAACAAAUUUCGGCUUGUUGAAGUUGAGGUCCUUCUGAGUUUUUCAUCCUGACGUCUUCUUGGUCAUUCUCUCCACUUCCAUCCAUCACCCCUUCCCAUCAAAACUGAAGGAGAUGGGAAAUCAGUCAAAUUCUCCUUCAAUCAGUGGGUCCUGGAGCAGGAAACAUCUGGGAGGCUGCUCCCCCUGCAGGUGUUGGUCUCUACUGUGAGACCUUUUAAUUAAAAAGAACCUCAAUAAAGUUACAACUGCCUAGU